Molecule: messenger RNA, 1240 nt
Organism: Oncorhynchus masou masou (cherry salmon)
Lineage: Eukaryota; Metazoa; Chordata; Actinopteri; Salmoniformes; Salmonidae
Product: pleckstrin homology-like domain family A member 1
Exons: 2
Coding region: 178-636 (152 amino acids)
Biological process (GO): positive regulation of apoptotic process
Molecular function (GO): phosphatidylinositol phosphate binding
Source: RefSeq, a predicted model, not a curated record
AGCGACCGCUGCCGACGGACUAGUAUCAAAUACCCCGCACACACAUCCACGAGUUCCACAGCACAUAGUAACCCACUCACUGCAGUGACCAUUUCAGCAUCCGAUGCCUUUACCUCUACGGGCAAGGAGAAGAAGAAGUGUUUGCAUUUGCUGAGGAAAUUGGGGCGUUUUCUCAAGAUGCUGGAGAACGGCGGCAAGGUGCUGAAAGAGGGGCUUCUGGAGAAGCGAAGCGACGGUUUGCUGCAGCUGUGGAAGAAGAAGCACUGCGUCCUCACGGAGGACGGGGUUCUGCUUCACCCGCCGAAGCAGCACGACCACCCGCACCAUUACAACCACCACGGCGGCGGAGACACUGGCAAAGUCAAGGAGCUGCACUUCUCCAACAUGAAAACUGUGGACUGCGUCGAGAGGAAAGGGAAAUACAUCUACUUCACCGUGGUCAUGUCGGAGGGCAAGGAGAUCGAUUUCAGGUGUCCACAGGACGAGGGCUGGAACGCCGAGAUAACUUUGCAGAUGGUGCAAUACAAAAACAGACAGGCCAUCCUGGCGGUGAAGUCUACCAGACAGAAACAGCAGCUCCUCGUUGUUCAGCUCCCGGGACAGAAGAUUAUUCGGAGCUCUCCAAACGUUGCGUGACCUGCGCCUCGGACAUUCGACGUGCGGUUAAUUGGACAUUCAGAGGAGGGAUCAUGGACUCCGGCUGCAUCUGCCAGGCCUCACAAAAGGAGCGUCACACCCCGCAGAAAACAUCUCUUAAUUUAACUGUUGUUCGGUCUGGACAACAGCAGCAGUCUUUUCCCAGUCCUGUUUUUCAUUAGAGACUAUUUAUUUGAGAAAGAUGGACACUGAUGGACAAAGCUUAGGCCUCUGCUACAGCACAAGUGAAAACAGCUGUAUUCUAAGGGGCGAUUCUCUGCCACCCCUUCUUAUUUAUUAGAUUGUGUAUAUAUGUUUUUAUCUUAACAGUGUCAUUGACUAAUGUACAGUGUGGUUGUUGCUGGAGUUGAAACUGAAAGCUAUGCUUGGAGAUUCCGUAGGACAGUCUAAUGUUUUGUUAUGAUUGGACAUAAGCCUCAGUAUCGUUGUGAUCCUGGUGGGAUGGUUGAUUGUGUUACACCUUUAAGGAUGUACUAGAGUCCUUUCCUUUCACUUCUAUUAUUUCUAGAGUUGUGAGUAGCACAUCCUAUUGUACAAACAUGCCAUGAUACACAUCCUCAUUGUUUUAUUGAACCAAAGACGU